This is a messenger RNA of Acaulospora morrowiae, 1223 nucleotides long. NCBI's taxonomy places the organism in Eukaryota, Fungi, Glomeromycota, Glomeromycetes, Diversisporales, Acaulosporaceae. The record is from the annotation of a GenBank genome assembly.
AUGGACCAAUAUCAAUAUAUCCGAUAUCUGACACCGUUGGAUUUAAAAAAAAAUACCAAAACGAAAAAAAUCAGCUUAAAUUGUGGCACACUUAAAGUUUGCGAAAAGAAAAACGUGCAUAGAAAGUGGAUCGAUACUAUCAGCAAAAUCUUAAAAAAACAUUCUUCAGUACCUAUUCAAAAGCUUGCGAAGAAAAGCGUCGACAACUUUAAGGUUGUAAUAAUUUUAUUUAAGGAUAAUUUUUGUACAGGUUUGAGCAGAAGUUGGAACAUUCCAUCUACAUCCAUCCUCAGUUUUGGAUGCAGGGCAAGAUCCUCUAAUCCUCUGUUUUUCGCUCACAUUUUUCUGGGUUCCUUCUUCUAUUGGGCCAUCCUCUGUUUUGGCACCAUAGUUGAUUUGGGUCCCUUGCUCAAUCCUAAAGAACAAAAGUCACGGGAUGUGGUCAGCUUUUGGGAAGAGGUUAGUGAUCGGCAGAAGAAACGUGAGCUCGGUAAUACACUAUUUUCUAUGCACUUCGAAGGUUUCUCGGAACUGGUCCAAAAUAGAAAUAAUCUGAUUCAACUAGAUGAUUCAGAUGAUUCGCACACUGAGGAUGAUGAUAAAAUUCAUGAUUCGAAUGAUUCGCAUGCUAGGGAUGAUGAUAGUGAAGAAAGUACCGAGGAAAAAUAUUAUGCUUAUAUCAUUGAUUUGGAUAAUAUAUCGGAACAAACCAAACCUGCAUUCUGCUCAAAUGACGCCUGGAAAAAUAUCAUUUCCUCUUCAAAUAUAUCAACAAAUCUACCUUCUUCUGUAGAGAAACAAAUCGACAAUUAUUUGAAAGAUAUUAGUAUUAAACAAAUACGAGAAUCAAUUGAUUCUUACAAAACAGACGAUAAUGAAGAAGAAAAAUAUACACAUAAAGUCUUUGAUCAUUUGGGAGAGAUUUCGAGUUCAUCUUCAGCUACCCGUCGAAACUUUAAUCUAUCAGAAGGAAAAAGACGACGGAUCGGAUCCAAGUCUGAUUGUGUUGGGUCUAUUGUAAAUGCUGAUGACAAAGAAAUUCCAAUAUUUGAAUUAUCCGGAGCCCCAGGAGAUAAGAUCAAACUUGAUCGGUGCAUGGUAGAUGCUCUUAAUAAUCUUCUCGAAGAAUAUAAAACGUGUGAAUUUACACUGGCUAAGGAAUUCAAGUUGGUUGUGGACUUUAUUGCCGAAGAACAUUGUCCCAAUUUACGUUACCAACAAGA